AAGCAUCCUUAUGCUGUAUGUUACUUUCCCAGAUAUUUUUCCAGAAAACUUGCCACAUGGACUGCCAUCGGAAUGCCCCCAAGACCAUCGGAUUGAACUGGAACUUAGCACACUGCCAGCUGUACGGACACAGUGGUGGCUGACGCAACCCGAGCUCCAAGAACUGCGGGACCAGCUGGAUUAUCUGUUGGCAAAAGGGUUCGUUCAUUCCAGCACGUUCCCGUUCGCCGCCCCGAUCCUGUUCACACUGAAAAAAGGCGGGGGUUUUCGAAUGUGCAUUGAUUAUUGCGCCCUUAAUCGGGUUACGAUAAAAUCUCGCUACCCAAUCCCGCGUGCGGACGAAUUGAUUGACUAGUUGCGAGGCGCUCGCUAUUUUUCGA
This is a messenger RNA of Closterium sp. NIES-67, 380 nucleotides long. The record is from the annotation of a GenBank genome assembly. Lineage: Eukaryota; Viridiplantae; Streptophyta; Zygnematophyceae; Desmidiales; Closteriaceae.